This is a messenger RNA of Poecilia latipinna (sailfin molly), 857 nucleotides long. Its product is annotated as HRAS-like suppressor 3. The transcript is spliced from 5 exons. Gene Ontology annotation, cellular component: cytoplasm. Bases 210 to 725 code for a protein of 171 amino acids. NCBI's taxonomy places the organism in Eukaryota, Metazoa, Chordata, Actinopteri, Cyprinodontiformes, Poeciliidae. Gene Ontology annotation, molecular function: A2-type glycerophospholipase activity; glycerophospholipid phospholipase A1 activity. Gene Ontology annotation, biological process: N-acylphosphatidylethanolamine metabolic process. The record is from RefSeq and is a predicted model, not a curated record.
CGUGCGUCCAUCGUGACGUUUGCUCGCUCGGUGACGUGUUUUUUUUAUUUUUUGUUGAGGUCACGUGUCAGUGGCGGGCAGCUGAGCCUCCAGCAGCUGAGCUUUAACUUCGGCGUCACUGGUGGCGCCUGGCACUUCACAGAACAACCGGACCCCGUCGCCUGAGGUGUUUAAUCAGAAAGUGAAAGCAUUUGAAGAAAAGUCCUGACAUGGCUCCAACACUGUAUGAUGAGAAACCAGAGCCAGGGGACCUGAUAGAGAUCGACCGUGGCUCCUACCAGCACUGGGCUGUCUAUGUGGGCGAGGGCUUCGUCGUUCACUUGGCACCACCCUCUGAAGUUCCUGCUGCAGGCUCCAGCAGCAUAAUGUCCGUCCUGGCCGAGAAGGCCAUCGUCAAGAAGGACGAGCUCUGGGACGUGGUGGGAACAGACAAGUGGCUGAUAAACAACGGUCUGGACCAGAAGUACAGGCCUCGCCCGCCUCAUGUUAUUGUUCGUGAGGCCUGUAUUAUGGUUGGUCAGGAGCUGCCGUACUGCAUCUUCAGGGGAAACUGCGAACACUUUGUCAACGAGCUGCGCUACGGGAAAGCAGAGUCCCGACAGGUGCAGAAGGCAGGUGAAGCUGCAGUGGUGGCUGGUGCGGCUGCAUUCGUGGGUCUUGGUGUCUUCGCUCUGGCCAGCGCUCUGUUUGGAGGCAGCAAAAAGGAAAAGAAAAACACCCAGUGACUGGAACCACAGCAGCAGCUUUGAAUAACUCAUCACCAGCGAAGCCUAACGGCCACUUGCCUCUACUGAUCACAGAUAUCACUGCCUGGCAUUAAAUGGAACUGGCUCACUUCCAACUCGUCUUUAACAAUC